CAGGUAUAUGGAGAUGCGGCAUCAUCAUCGGCGCAAAGUGAAAGGGAUAUAAGUCCGCUGAUGGCGACACAAACAACCCCACUCCAAUUGUCAACUUUGCGUAGACUAUAGCACAACAUGAUUGAUUACUGGCAACCUGGAACUCAGUACAAUGACGGUGCAAGGGUCCUUUAUGAAGGUGUCCAGUACAAGAUCAUUCAGCCUCACCGGUCCCAGAGUGACUGGACUCCGCCCGUGACACCUGCCCUAUGGGGACGCCUGGAAGGUGGCGAUUGCCAGCGCAGUCCUCAUCAUGAGAAUUCUGGUCAAUGGGCCGGGGACUGCAAGUCCGACCCGUGUGCUUCACCAUGCAACCAACCACCAGCACCACCUCCUCAGCAGCAACAACAGCAACAACAGCAGCCUUACCAUUCUCCUCAAGGCGGCAUUCAACCGACUCAUCAGGGGAGUCAGCAGCACUGGUUUGACAUUGAUGACAAAAGGAAGCAUGAGCUGGAGAUCGGAGGGGGCGUCCUGGCCGGUGUCGGUGCCCUUGCCGCUGGCGUUUUUGCCUACAAUCACCACAACAAGAGUGAAGAGGAGAAAAGGGCGCACGUUUGGUCGCAGGGCAACUGGCUCCGUGAUGCGGAGCAACGUACCCAGGCCUUCCGAAGCGGAAAUUACCCUGGUCCAGUAGCAUGGGUCCUCAUUAAGGGUAAGAACAUCCCACCAAAUGCCAUCGAAGGUGGUUUUGAGCGUGGCGCGCCUUUGUACAUCUGCCGUGCUUACUAUGAGGGUGGUCUCAUGGUCGGAAAGGCAUGCUCUGUCUUCAAAAAAGGAGCUGUGAUCGGCUACAAGAAGGAAGAGAUCCACCUUGAUACAUACGAAAUCCUUGUUGGGAACUCUCAAGCCGUCCGUUGGGUUAACGUUUCUGGUCAAUUCAACUUGGCAGCGCUCAAUGGACUUCGACCUGUCGAAGGUGGCCGGGAGCCCGGAGGUGCUCCUCAAUACAUUGCCCAAGCUCCUUACCACGGAGCCGUGCACCCGGGGAAGGCGGCCGAGUCGUACGGUGAUGGUUGCUUCAUUCCUUACGAUUCCACAGAGAAGAAGGUCAAGGAGUACGCGGUGCUUUGCUACAACUGAUAGGACACGUCGCAAGAAGAUAUAAAUUAGUAGCAUGGGCUGGUGUGUAAGAUGUAACGAUUAGUUCUGCCAAUGUCAAUAAGUACUUUUCGAGAACCACUUUGAAAAUUUCUCUUUAAAGAACUGGAGAAUUGUGCAUACUACUCACCUUUUCAUCAGUGACUUAGACUGCCGCCGUCUGCAUCGCUGUAACAAGCAGUGUGACCAGUUCAAGUCUGUCACCGAGACUGGCUGCACAUUAUUAGGUUAUGGGACCU
Messenger RNA from Suillus discolor, 1379 nucleotides. RefSeq names its product carbohydrate-binding module family 12 protein. The record is from RefSeq and is a predicted model, not a curated record. The transcript has 9 exons. Gene Ontology annotation, molecular function: carbohydrate binding; hydrolase activity, hydrolyzing O-glycosyl compounds. The coding region runs from base 118 to 1122 and encodes 334 amino acids. Gene Ontology annotation, biological process: carbohydrate metabolic process. Gene Ontology annotation, cellular component: extracellular region. NCBI's taxonomy places the organism in Eukaryota, Fungi, Basidiomycota, Agaricomycetes, Boletales, Suillaceae.